GCGGCCAAGGAAGGAGGCAGUGCUGGUGGGCGUGGCUUACACUGGCCGAAGAGGGGGGGCUGGAGGCUUUACCAAUCACCGAGCGCCCUGUUGGCCGUUCACUUGGUGUUUCGUUCCCUCCGCUGGUGGGCCGCCUAGUCCCAGAAUCCAAGAUGGCGGGGUCCAGGCGCGGGGGUCCCCGGGCUGGGACCAGGGCCGGGCCUGGGCCGCUGCUCUGCGUGCUGCUGCUGUCUCUGAGCCGUUUCUCCAGCGCCCAAGGAGCGGGUGGAGACCCCGCAGCCGGUGGAGGGGCUCCCGCCGCCACUCCGGUCCCUCAGCCCCAUCGCCGGUUCGAGUACAAGUACAGCUUCAAGGGGCCGCAUCUGGUGCAGAGCGACGGGACCGUGCCCUUCUGGGCCCAUGCGGGGAAUGCGAUACCUAGUUCAGACCAGAUUCGAAUAGCUCCAUCUUUGAAAAGCCAGAAAGGAUCAGUCUGGACAAAAACAAAAGCUGCAUUUGAAAACUGGGAAGUUGAGGUGACAUUUCGAGUCACUGGAAGAGGACGAAUUGGAGCUGAUGGCCUAGCAAUUUGGUAUACAGAAGGUCAAGGUUUGGAAGGUCCUGUGUUUGGAUCGGCUGAUAACUGGAAUGGUGUUGGAAUUUUCUUUGACUCCUUUGACAAUGAUGGAAAGAAAAACAAUCCAGCUGUGGUUAUUAUAGGCAACAAUGGACAAAUACAGUAUGAUCAUCAGAAUGAUGGUGCCAAUCAAGCUUUGUCAAGUUGCCAGAGGGACUUUCGUAAUAAGCCAUAUCCUGUCCGGGCAAAGAUUACUUAUUACCAGAAAACAUUGACAGUGAUGAUCAAUAAUGGCUUUACACCAGAUAAAGAAGAUUAUGAGCUUUGUGCUAAAGUGGAAAACAUGGUAAUCCCUGCACAAGGGCAUUUUGGAAUAUCUGCAGCAACAGGUGGUCUAGCAGAUGAUCAUGACGUCCUUUCUUUUCUGACUUUCCAACUGAUUGAACCUGGAAAAGAAACACCUGCCCCUGAUAAAGAAAUUCCUCAAAAGGACAAAGAAAAGUACCAAGAAGAGUUUGAGCAUUUUCAACAAGAACUGGAUAAAAAAAAGGAAGCUUUUCAGAAGGACCACCCUGAUAUUCAAGGGCAACCAGCUGAAGAAAUCUUUGAGAGUGUAAGUGAUCGGGAGCUAAGACAAAUUUUUGAAGGGCAAAAUCGCAUCCAUCUUGAAAUCAAGCAACUCAACCGACAAUUAGAUAUGAUUCUCGAUGAGCAAAGAAGGUAUGUCUCUGCCUUGACAGAAGAACUCUCUAAAAGAGGACCUGGUAGCCCAGCACAGCUUGGACAGACCCCUCCGCAAGAGCUUGAUACUGUGGUGAAAACCCAGCAAGAGGUUCUAAGACAAGUGAAUGAAAUGAAGAAUUCCAUGGGUGAAACCCUCAGGCUGGUCAGUGGAUCCCAGCACACUGGCACAGCAGGCAGCGUAUAUGAAACAACCCAGCAUUUCAAUGAUAUCAAAGAGCACCUUCAUGUAGUAAAGAGGGAUAUUGAACACUUAAUACAGCGAAAUGUGCCAUCAAACGAAAGACCAAAAUGCCCAGAACUACCACCAUUUCCAUCUUGUUUAUCUACAACUCACUUUUUAAUAUUCGUAGCAGUACAAACGAUGUUGUUCAUUGGUUAUAUCAUGUAUAGGACUCAGCAAGAAGCAGCAGCCAAAAAAUUCUUUUGAUCACCAUUUUUGUACAUGUAUGUAUGCACAGAACUUUGACUGUAAAUGAGGGAAUUUUUAUGUGUUUAAAUUUCUUCAAUAUUCUAAAUUAUUAAAUUUUUUUUUGUUAAAAUUACUUGUUUAAAUGUUAAAUUGUGGUAAGAAUAAACCUUACAGAAGUGAGAACUACCAGAAAAACUGUGCACAGUAUAUAACUUUAUUUAAAAUUUAUUGAAUUUAUGGUUGAUGGUAAAACAGCCAAGAAAUAGUACAUUUAUUUCCAGUGUGAUUAGGGUAAGAAAAAUUAGGGGCAUGCCUCUCAAAUAAUGCUUAGCAUAUUUGAUUUCUGAGGCAGAAAGUUACUCAUAAGAAUAUGACAUUUUAAGGAUGAUAUUUAAAAGAAAACAUUUCCAAAAUUAAGAAGUUGACCUAAAGUACAAAGUAUAUAGUUCCCCUAUCAUGGUGGUUAGAGUAACCAAAGUCUUUAUAAUGUAUGAAUCAGAAAGUCCUAAUCAAAGACCUGCUCCUGUAAUCCUUUUAUGUUAUUGUAACUCUGAAACCAAGAUCAUUUUGCCCAAGGAGACCUUUUUUUUACGAUCAAGAUGUUAGCCUGUGUGGAACUCUUGUUUUUUUCCCCUUCAAAUGUAGACAGUAUAUUUUAUUUCAAUAGGAAGCUGUGGGGGAAAAAAAAGUUAAGCUGCUUUUUGCCUAAUUUUUUCAUUUUGAUGACAACAUUCUUCUGAUUAACGGUUCUUACGGGUAUUUUGUCUGCUGAUAGAUUCAUUUCAUGCUUUUGAAUGCCUUUACCUCAAGAAAGUCACUUAAAUUUGCUUUUAAGAUAGUUUUUUUUUUUCCAAUUUGUAGUUUAAAUCAGUUUUAUCAUAUUUUAAAGUACAGCAUGUAAAUUCAGCUCUGGGGUGCAUGGGAUUUGAACAUUGUAAAUAACACAAAAGUAACCACUGCAUUCAAGUUAUAAUGCCAUUUCACUACACAACCCUAAACACAUGAAUUUGUUCUAUACCCUAAAAGUAUGGUGGGAGAUUGUUCCUCAUUGUAGUUUUUAAGAAGUAUAAAAAGGAGGGUAGAUAUUUGUGAAUUUUUUAAGAGCUUCAAGUUAAUAAUGCAUUUGUCAGUGGGGUUUGUCUUUUAAUGUCUGAGUAUAAAGGGUCUUCAUAAACUCCUCGCAGUUAUUACAUUUCUAACUUCUGAGCUUUAAUGAUUGAGGAUUUAAGUAUGAUUUAAAAAUAAUAUGUUUGUUGCAUUUAAAAGUCUAUCAAAGAUUUUCGGUUUUUUCUUAUAACUGAACCAGACCUAAAUGUUUCAUGGCUAACAGAACAUGCCUUCUUAUCUACUCCAGCCAUUUUUUGUUUGUCACAAGUUCUGGAAUAAGAGUCCAUGGCAUGUGACUCCAGCAGGUCCCAAGCUAGUGACUUUUUAAUCAAACUUACAGAUCAUUUCUCUCAUGCCUAUAACCUAUACAAGGACUCUAUGAAGACUCUGGUUUUGCAAUACUCUAUUAGUGCUAUUAUGUGAACUAACAGUCGUAGUAUUAUAGCCUCUGUGAACAUUUGUUCUGGGGUGAUAAAUGAGAAUAUUACAGUAUGUGAUGUUUCAUUCCAUCAUAUUUACUUCUCGAUAAUAGGAAUGGAUUUAUUUUUUCCUUUAUAACAUUAACAUUUUAAAAUCCAUUUGGACACAUGGAUCAUUUCAAGAACAUUAUCAUAAAAUUUCUUCUUUUUUAGCAGACCAUGAGAAAUUUUUAAUAUCUUCAAAAGAGUGGUUAGUUUGUAAAGUAUGAAAUUCAUGCUGAUCAUCCCUAAGUAAAAAGCUGCCAAAUCCAGUAUUAAAAACUCCACAGUCACACUGUGCCUGAAACAUUGAAGGAAUACCAAAUCUAUGCAGUACAUUUUUGUCAGGCUAGAAUUCAAGUGGUCUCAUUCUGAUUACAGCCUAGACGAGUCAGUACCUCUACUAUAUCAAGAGGGCAUAAUCAUGCAUUUUAAAUUUCCUAUUCUCUUGGAUAUUGAAUUGCUUUGAAAACAUUGAGUAGUUGGGAUGGGGCAGUUAAAUCCCAUUAAUUGGGUCUGGUUUAUCUUCCUCAAAAUAAUUGAAGAAAAAUGUUCAAACUUGGUGGGGGAAAAAAGUCACUGCCAGGAUUCUUUUACUUCUUUGUUAUUUUGGGUAAUUGAAUUUAUUUACUCUCACACCAGCAAAUAUUUUACAGGGUGCCUUGGAUUAAAACAGAUUUUAUUUAGAAUAUAUCAGUGUUUUUUGUGCUCAUAAAACCACUUUUUAAAGAAUGCAAUAACAUGAUGAUUGUUAACUCCUCAUUUAAUGUACCUUUUUCAUGUUCCAAUUUUCCAGCUAUGUUUUAUUUCAUUCAAAACUUUAAAAUAGUAAAACCAUACAAGUACACUGUAUAUUAUCUGUUGAAAGAGCCUAAUAACACCUUCUCUGUUUUAGAACUAGUGAUAUAACAUAACUUUCAUCAUCAUUGAUCCCUUAAGCUUUUGUGCACUGAUUCUUUUGUACACAUUACUUCCUUAAUGCCCUUUUUUUAAUAAGGAACAAUUGGUAUAUAUUGUUAGCCACCCAGAAUGUUGUCUGACUUCUAAGUCAGCUUGAUAAUGACUUUUAAACUCACUGACAUUCAAUCCACUAUGUUAAAUACCAUCUAAAACCUGCCUACCAAAAAGCUUCUUGCAUUUAAUGGUAGUCAUGGUUGUGUUGUCUUGUAUAAAGUUAAAGAUUACUUUUUAAUAACAAAAGCAAAAUAGGGACAGGAGAAACUACUUGAAUAGGGAUUGCCUGGCAUAAUACAUUACAAAGAUACAAUCUUUGGGAAAAAAUGUAAUGUUGACUAUUAAAAUCUGGUGAUUGGAUCUCCCUGACCAAAUGUUCAUUUCAGGGACAUAGUUUUUAAAAAAAUUGUAUUGGUGUUUAAAAACAAGAUUUGAUGUAAAAUCUAUACUUGCAACUUUUUAGAUCUGUCUGUUGCCUAUUUAGGAGAUAAUUUUAUUGAUGUUGCUGUAAAAUUGAAAAAAUUUUCUAGCCACUGUCACUUGGAUACUAUUUCUCAACUUAUUUUUGUUUUCUGACUAAUGUUACUUGAUGCUAGCUGGAAUUCAAGAAAAGACAUUAACCUUAUACAAAUAAAGAAAUAUUUUAUUAAAA
Molecule: messenger RNA, 4880 nt
Organism: Monodelphis domestica (gray short-tailed opossum)
Lineage: Eukaryota; Metazoa; Chordata; Mammalia; Didelphimorphia; Didelphidae
Gene: LMAN1
Product: lectin, mannose binding 1
Biological process (GO): endoplasmic reticulum to Golgi vesicle-mediated transport
Cellular component (GO): endoplasmic reticulum membrane; Golgi membrane; COPII-coated ER to Golgi transport vesicle
Molecular function (GO): D-mannose binding
Source: RefSeq, a predicted model, not a curated record